This is a messenger RNA of Equus quagga, 1027 nucleotides long. It is a transcript of the gene TMEM92, whose product is annotated as transmembrane protein 92. Lineage: Eukaryota; Metazoa; Chordata; Mammalia; Perissodactyla; Equidae. The coding region runs from base 55 to 534 and encodes 159 amino acids. The transcript is spliced from 5 exons. The record is from RefSeq and is a predicted model, not a curated record. Gene Ontology annotation, cellular component: nucleoplasm.
CCGCCUCUGCCCUCCUCCCCCUACACACGGAAGCUCAGUGGCCCCCAUGCCAGGAUGUCCGACGCCUGGGUCCCCGGCCUCGUAUUCUCCCUGCUGCUCAGCCUCCUGGCCGGCCUCCAACAGGCUGCAGCCAAAUGUGGCAUCUUCUUCACCUGCCCCCAGGGAUUCAAAUGCUGUGGUGACAGCUGCUGCCAAGAGUAUGAGAUCUUCUCCGGCCCCUUGAGGAUCUUUGUCAUCAUCUUCCUGAUCAUCCUCCCUCUCCUGUGCAUCUGUGGCCUGGUCAAGCGCUUCUGUCAGAACUGCAGAGAGCCGGAGCAGGACAGCCCAGUGGAUCGUGAGAGGCUUCCAGAGCGGCCCCACAUUGCCUCCCCAGAGAGGGUCAGGGCGUCCGCCUCAGAGCCCCCACCCCCCUACAGCGAGAUUAUUCUGAAACCUGUCCUGAGCCUGCCCCCCAUGGAGCCACCCCCUCCCUACAGCUUCAGGCCUGAAGAGAAUGCUGGGACACUCAGGGGCGUCGACAACCCAGCCUUCUGAUCCACCUCCUGCCUGGAAUCCCGCCGUCAGCCACCUCCUCCGCCACGCCUCCUGGAGCAAGCCAGAGACGCCUGGGACCCCUGGAAUGCCCACUGCCCAUCCUGCCACAUCUCUGGCCAUUCUUGGAUUUAACUUAUUCUUUUUCCUGCCCCUGCUCCAUCCCAGCUGCCUCUCUUGUCCCGAGGGCUGGGCUGGAGCAACAGUGUCCACCCUGUGCCUCCAGCCCAAUUUAGAGGCUGCCAGGAGGAAAAUGUCAACAGUUAGAGGUGCUCGACAGUGGAGUGGGCCACUCCGAGGAGUGGAGAGAGCCCCAUUUCUGGAAGUGUACGAAUCUGGACUGGACAGCCAGCUGUGAGAUAUUAUGGAGGGCGUUUCUGCGCCCGUGGGAGAUGGGACCGGAUGAGCUCUGAGCCACCUUGCACUUCUGUCUGAAUGAAGACCCCAUUGUACUGCUCCCCCCAACACGUGUAGUCACUAAAUUUUAGCUGGUUGU